This is a messenger RNA of Athalia rosae (coleseed sawfly), 2758 nucleotides long. RefSeq lists its product as uncharacterized. NCBI's taxonomy places the organism in Eukaryota, Metazoa, Arthropoda, Insecta, Hymenoptera, Athaliidae. The record is from RefSeq and is a predicted model, not a curated record. Bases 233 to 1399 code for a protein of 388 amino acids. The transcript is spliced from 6 exons.
UGUUUGUUUAGUUACUGUUUCAUCGCCCGAUUUCACUCUCCAUAUAAAUCCCACCGUGAGCAAAUCCAGAAAACGAAGCUGCCACGGAAAGAGGGAAAAAUGAAAAAAAAAUCAACAAAUCCGCUCGCGGAAACAUGUAAAUUACUUUCCUUCCAUUUUAAUAGAAUGCUAAUGAUCGCGCGUUUGUUGCAGAACAAAAAAAAAAAAAAAAAACAGUACAUAAGAAACACAAAUGGCAAACGAUGAAGCUUCUGGAGCCGAGAAGGUUCGAUCCGGAACUUCUCCGAAAAAUUCCAAGAACAAGGCGAAAGGUAAAGGAAAAGGAAAGAGCGAACCCGAUGACGAGAAAAUUGUUCUCACGCCAUCGGAAACUGCCCUAGGAAUCAAAAUCAAUCAACCCAAGCGAAAAACGGCGGACGCCAUGACGAGGCUUUACGCGGUACCUUCGGAAAAACUUCGCGUUUGGAGUUCCUGGUUAACAAAGGUCGGCGAACGCUCGCAAGAUUGGCAGUGGUGGUUGAGAGCGCAGAUUGGAUUAGCCCUGAGGAUUAGUGACCGUCUUCAACGAGCCGCUGUAGCUUUGGAGAUCGAAAAUAAGAGGAAAGAAUCGGGCGAGGGAGACGAAACGAAAGAAUCCGCGGAAGGUGGCUUUCCCGAGGAAGAGGAAAAAGGAAACGAAAAUCCGGAAGACCGAACGACGUCUCCGGCUGAUUUUUCAGACGAAGAAAAUGAAGAAGAACAAAAUGACGAUCAAAUGGAAUCCGAAAUUAUCCCAAGCGAACCUCCUCCCGCUCAAGCUGCUGCUGCUGCUGGAAGCGAGCAACAACCCGCGGGAGUAGCGGAGGACGAGGGUGAAGAAAUAGAGGGUGAUAAAAGGGCGGGUAAAAAGGGUAAAAAAAAUGCCAAGGAGAGUGGUAAGAAGAAGGACAAACUCGAACCAAAAAUCGUCUACAAGGAAGGGUUUUGGCCGGUUGGUAUUCGAUGGAAACCGUUAUCGCCAAGGAAAACGGAGCGGAAGUCGACCCCCAAACGGAGACCCGACAAGAUACCGAUUCCAGAGAACGAGGAAAAAAUGAACGAGUUAAUAAAAGAAAUCAGACAUCAAGGAGUUAUUUAUCGAAGCUUGUACAAACAUUGGUCAGAAACUGGAGAACAGGCGGUAAAACACGUCGUAGGAAGAACGGUGUUACACGCGAACGACGUACCCGGUAACGGGGACGAUAUACCCUAUAUAUUUUAUCUGGAACCGUCGGAAGCGGAUGUGGAAUACGCCGUGGAACACGACGACGAGUACGUCCUACUCGCGGAUACUCGGAGGGAGAGGAUCACCAAGGAUUUCACGCACCUCUAUUUCAACCUAUCCGACAAACCUGGAAAGGGUGGAAAACCUUGGAUCUAAUUGCCACUUGACUGUUUCACGACUUUGCAGGGAAUCUAAUCCCCCGGAUCUCGUUGAUCCGAUAAGGUACGGGAGGAUACCAGGUGUAUGAACAAUCUUUCUCUCCUUCCACUCUUAUUUUUCAUACUCUCUUUUUUCACCGCUCCUCCUUUUUUCUCCUUUAUUCCGUCGGCAUUCCUUUUAUUUUUCCUCCACUCGAAAUCCUGUACAUGGAAGAUCACGACGUACCUACUACCGUACACGUAAUACUCGGUUGAUUCCGCUUCGGUAGCGUGCGAUAAAAAAGCGCGGCGUCGCGCGGCCGGAGGGAGGUAGAAAAAGUGUCGCCCGAUCUUUUAUUCUUCUUUGUCGUCGACAGAUUUUCGGGGAUUAGGGAUAAAUUGAGGAAAAUCAUGUAACAGCUCGUUUAUAUACUUAUAUAACGUUACGCGUCCCUAUAAUUUCAACAAGGGAUGGGACGAGAUCGCGUAGCGAAUUUCCAGCCAAUUAAAAUACACCUCGUACACGAUGCAAGGGAACUUUUCAUUUCGAAGGUAUUUCAUACGAAUAACACGGAUCAUCGGAUAUCGUUAGCGGUCCAUCUUUGCUACUUUUGUUAUUAUAAAUCGCAUUAUUCCAUUCAUUACCUUUCAGCUUUUCCUCCGCAAGUAAGAUAAUUCAUUCGCGCAGAUUCGGUCGCGUUUGUCCGAUACACCCUUUUUGGCAGAGUCCGCGCUUUUUUAUUUUUUCAAUUAUGAUACGACCUCGCAUCGACGGCCCGAUCCGAUGUAACGAUUGGACAAACUGCGAGUUAUUUAUGUAAAAGAGAAGAUAGAAUAUAACGUAUUAUGCGUACGUAAUAAUUAUUAACGAUUAAUUUUAUCGCGUGCCUGACUGAAAUUUAUCUGCUAUACUCGUAUAUUUCAUUCGAAGGAGAGAGAGAGAGAGAGAGAGAGCAGAGAUCAUUAAAUUGCGAAAAACGUUUCGUUACCGGUAUCGGUGCAGGUUCACUGGAUAACAGGAAUCUAUAUGGGUUGUACCCGUUCCCCGGAGGUUUGACAAAAACGUGUUGGAUUCAAAUUUCCGUACAACCGUUUCGUACCAGGCGACCGCUUUUAUCCAUUUUAUCGUUUUGCUGCCCGUGCACUACCAAGCGAUAGCCGUUGCCCGAAGGGUACCAAAAAAAUAUUUUCCCUCCAAAUAAGAAACCUUUUGUAAUAAAACUAUCGAGAUAUCAGAAUAGUCGGAAUGUUCGCGUUGGGUUCUUUUUUUGUUCCUAAAAUAAUUUCCCAUCUUUCGAAAUUAUCCACGCGCUCCCGAUCUCACUGUGCUGAUAGUAUGCGGUUAUUUUGAAACAAUUUUUUUGCAGAUUUUCGCUGG